GGUUUCAAAUCAGUAAUCAAUUGACGAUCGCAGAGCUUGCAGCCAUUUUUCUGGUUCGUAAUCAUAAAAAUAUGUUUAAGUCUCCAUUACUCUUCGUGUUUCUCGCGGCUGGUUGUUUGAUGUUGCUUGCUUGCAAUGAUGUGGAAGCUGGAAAAAAAGGUACUCAAAAACCCGAAAAAACUCAGACUACUCAGAAAAGAUCAGUGCAAAAUCGACCCACCUCAACUGCCAGGCCAAAUAAACCUGCCCCGACUGCCAAGCUAAAUCGACCCACCACAACUGCCAAGGGAACGAAAAAUACUGGUUUUUUCGAUAAAGUUUUUGAGAAUGUUCAGCAUGGUCUCGUAGAAAUGUCUAGCAAGGCAAUAUUAAGCUCAGUCAAAGCUGCAAGCAAAAUAACAGGGGAAAAAAUCUUUCAAGGGAUACAUAAGUGUCCUGAUGGUACAAUUAGUAUAGGUCGUAAUUGUACAACCGCUGCAAAUAAUACUACCGUUGCGAAUAAUACUACCCCUGUGAUUAAUACUACCCCCGCGAUUAAUACUACAUCUGCGAUUAAUACUACCCUUGCUAAUAAUACUACGUCCGCAGCCGGAAAAGCAGAAUAGUUAAGAAGAAGAAAUAGAGAGAAAAAAAACUCCUAGACGAGUCGUCUUCUUCACGCACUUGUUACAAAAUGCACUAUAAUAAUCUUUUCUAAAUGUAUGCGUUAUUGUACCUUAUGCGAGUAAAAUGUCUUUUGCGAGCGACUCGAUCGCAAGUCGACGGAUGGCCUUAGGAAUCGAGCGACUAAGUGAAAGCUUCUUUGGCAUGUGUCUAUGCACAAGAGAGCAGCUACGACAUGCGAAACUUUUUUUAUGAACUAUUAAAGAAAAUUUUAAUUAAA
Trichogramma pretiosum is the source of this 883-nucleotide messenger RNA. RefSeq lists its product as uncharacterized. The coding region runs from base 72 to 605 and encodes 177 amino acids. The transcript has 3 exons. Lineage: Eukaryota; Metazoa; Arthropoda; Insecta; Hymenoptera; Trichogrammatidae. The record is from RefSeq and is a predicted model, not a curated record.